AUGGGGAGCGUCGCGCAGGGGGGCUGCACCCCGUGUGCGCGCGGGGGGAGCCUGCCCCCCAAUAAAGGCCUGGAUGGGCGCCGCCCUGGCCCCCCGCUCCGGGCGCCCGCGGGGACACGGGCUCAUGGGGGCUCCGCGCGGCCAGCGCACGUGUCCAUGCAGCUGGAGACCCUGGAGCAGGAGCUGGAGGAGCGCCUGGAGUUCAGAGCUCACCCCAUAGAGAAGAAGAUCCACAUGGUGAGGCAGGGCCAGGAGCUGGUUGUCACCAGGACGCUCCAGGAGGGGCAGGCGGAGAGCGUGUCCGAGAGCUCCCGCCACAGCGUGGCCAGGCUGCGCGGGGUGCUGGCCGAGGGCGCCAGCCUGCUGCUGCUGCGGGUGCUGGCCCUGCGGCGCGCCGUGCCGCCCGGCCUCGCCUUCCCCACGCUCGACGCCGACGGCCGCCUCUGCACCUGCACCUACCGCGCGCUGGGCGUCCAGCAGCAGCUGCUGGGCUCGCAGGAGGCCGAGGUGUUUGUGAUUGAGCGGGCYGUGCACCCCGGCACCGGCGUCCCCGUGGCCUGGCACCUCAGCUUCCUGCAGGACGGGCGCCUGGCGCGGUGGGUGCAGGUGGGCUGCCCACUGGUGAUGCUCCUGCCACGCAUGCCCGUCCUCAUGGAGACAGAGGAGGUCGAGCCGCAGCCCRAGUUCCCAAAGGAGCCCCUGGAGUGGGAGGAGGACGCCCAGCUCUACUCGUGCUUCCUGGACAGGAAGGAGGAGCUGCAGGCGUCCCACGCCACCUUCGUGCGGCAGCACCCCGAGCUCCGCGCGCUGCUCGCCGACUUCCUGCAGGCGCUGCUGCUCCGGCGGCCGCCCGACCCCGUCGCCUUCGCCGCCGGCUUCUUCGCCCCCUUCGCCCGCCGGCGCCCCCCCGGCGCCCGCUUUGCCGCUGCCCCCGAUGCGCUCGGCGCGCCAGCUCCGGGGGAAUAA
Molecule: messenger RNA, 966 nt
Organism: Nothoprocta perdicaria
Lineage: Eukaryota; Metazoa; Chordata; Aves; Tinamiformes; Tinamidae
Gene: CATIP
Product: ciliogenesis associated TTC17 interacting protein
Exons: 8
Coding region: 1-966 (321 amino acids)
Biological process (GO): actin filament polymerization; cilium organization
Source: RefSeq, a predicted model, not a curated record